Molecule: messenger RNA, 676 nt
Organism: Cannabis sativa
Lineage: Eukaryota; Viridiplantae; Streptophyta; Magnoliopsida; Rosales; Cannabaceae
Product: non-specific lipid-transfer protein 1-like
Exons: 2
Coding region: 142-492 (116 amino acids)
Biological process (GO): lipid transport
Cellular component (GO): membrane
Molecular function (GO): lipid binding
Source: RefSeq, a predicted model, not a curated record
ACUCAUAGCAGUGCCUAUAAAAUGAGAGGACAAGGUAGAGCAUUCACUCAUCAGUGUAUACACUCAUCUUCUAAACUAUAUACUCCACACAAAAUAUAUACAUAUAAUCUUGAUUUGCUAUUUAGUCCCUAAUAUACAAAAAUGGCAAGUUCAAUUGUGAAGGUACUUUGUUUGGUGGUAUUGGCCAUGGUGAUAGUAUCACCAGUGGCACAUGCCAUAACAUGUGGCCAAGUGUCUAGUAGCAUUGCGCCAUGCUUGGGUUACUUAAGGAUGGGCGGGAGUGUCCCGGCUGGGUGCUGUAACGGUAUUAGGUCGUUGAGCAAUGCAGCCAAGACCUCUACCGACCGUCGAGCUGCCUGCAACUGCUUGAAAUCAGCUGCAAACGGCAUCAAAGGAAUCAACUACAAUCUUGCCAGUGGACUUCCCGGCAAGUGUGGUGUCAGCAUUCCUUACAAGAUUAGCCCCUCCACCAACUGCAACAGUGUUCAGUAAACUCCAUGGUGAUUUUUCCAGCUUAUAUAUAAAAUUAUAGGAAUAAAAAAGUGUUGGCAUUAUAUAAUAUAACUAUAUAUAUUAUAUAUAGCUCACUACGUGUAUUUGGAUUCUCUUUUUCUUUAAUUAGUAUUAUGUAAUAUUUUUAUAAUUAAUGAGUAAAUGGAAGUGUUAUAAAGAUUAA